AUGCGAAUCCUGUCAGAAUUUGUGAAGGCCUGUGACGAUCAAGCUGAUAGGCUCAAGGGUGCCAAGGAAAGCGAACUCUCGGGGGAGCCAACAAGGGCGCCAAUGCAGCGCCUCGUCGGACUGGUGCUCCCCUCUGUGCUGUUCCUAGCAUCCCUGGUGCUUUCCGAGCACGGCCAAAGUGCCAGCCCAAGUGUGCCUGAUGUUUGUGAUGAGGCCCCUUUGCUACAGGCCUCAGUCGAUGACCUGAAAAGAACCAGGACAUCCAGUGAGGGCAACUGCUCUAUGACCUUGGCCGGUUCGGAGAUUUACGUUCUUCGUGCUGUCGGGUUUGCUCGAAUAGAAAUCAUCAGGGAUGGCGACAUUGACUCUGGCACUGUGACCGUCUUGUACGAAACACACGAUGGCACUGCAAAGAACUGGGUUGACUACGUACAGCAGUGGGGCGAGCUCAACUUUUCCCCGGGUGGUCGCUCAGCGCAUGUGGACAUAAAUCUGUACGGACCUGUGACCAUGAACGAAACGGUCCCCAAGUUCUUCUACUUCCAUCUGACGAAGGCUGUCUGUGGCAGCUGCACUGUGUCCCUUGGUAAGUACACAGAAGCCAAAGUGUUCAUUCUGCACAAUGAGGGAGCCAAUGGAGCUCAAGGUUGA
Messenger RNA from Symbiodinium natans, 651 nucleotides. NCBI's taxonomy places the organism in Eukaryota, Dinophyceae, Suessiales, Symbiodiniaceae. The record is from the annotation of a GenBank genome assembly.